AUGUCCGAGCAAGCCGGAAAGCAGGCAGGGAAGACCCCGAGGAAAAUCGAACUUGCACUGCCACCAGUUUACCAAGGAAGCGGAUCAUACACGGAAGCUCGCAGAGGAACUCGUGACGUGCAUUUUGCCGUCCCUGGAUCUGCAUCCCGACGGAAGCCAGUUGAGGUUAUUCAAGUAGAUACGACAGCAGUGCCUCAGCCUUUUCUUGACCCAACAGUGCUCAAAAAGUCACAACAGUCUUAA
Colletotrichum gloeosporioides is the source of this 243-nucleotide messenger RNA. RefSeq lists its product as uncharacterized. The record is from RefSeq and is a predicted model, not a curated record. The transcript has 2 exons. Lineage: Eukaryota; Fungi; Ascomycota; Sordariomycetes; Glomerellales; Glomerellaceae. Bases 1 to 243 code for a protein of 80 amino acids.